This is a messenger RNA of Hemiscyllium ocellatum (epaulette shark), 2626 nucleotides long. Its product is annotated as zinc-binding protein A33-like. The record is from RefSeq and is a predicted model, not a curated record. The transcript has 6 exons. Bases 255 to 1817 code for a protein of 520 amino acids. Gene Ontology annotation, molecular function: zinc ion binding; protein binding. NCBI's taxonomy places the organism in Eukaryota, Metazoa, Chordata, Chondrichthyes, Orectolobiformes, Hemiscylliidae.
UUUGAGGGUGAACGGGUGCAGUCAUUCACACAACCCAGCUCAGUAAUCUGGAUCGUCCACCGGGCUGCACCAGAGGGUUUGUAAUCGGCAGUGAGCGCAGUCUGCAGCAAAAUUCAGGGAAAAUAACUCGCACCCCGCCCAUCUCCAUUCCUCUCUCUGGCCCUUCCUCAAGGGACAGCACUCUGUCGGUCUUCACCCUCCCGACCAGGGUUCAACUCCCUCCCCCUGCUAAAGUUGUGUUCCUUCUUCAAUAUAUGAAUAUAUCGUUUUGUCCCUGUAAAAAUAUCGAAAGGAUAAAGUUUAAAGUAAUCAUUGCUGCAGUGAAAUCCAACGGGAACUCCAGUGAGACUGGGAACGGUUUGAAACAGGAAGUGCUGAGAUUGAUCAUGGCUUCCAGACAGCAGCUCCUGAGACUGACCGAGGAGGCAGUUUGUGCCAUUUGUCUGGAUUUCUUCACCGAUCCGGUUAUACUGGAAUGUGGACACAACUUCUGCCGCUCCUGUAUCACCCAGAGUUGGGAAAAGAAGGAGAUAAACUCCUGUCCGGAAUGUAGAGAGGAGUUUCCGGAAAGAAACCUCAGGGUAAAUCGGGCCUUAGCGAAUCUGGCCGAGAAAGCUCGAAAAUUAAAGCUGGGUCCGAAAGAGAAGGAAAGUAAACCUCACUGUGAGGUACAUCAGGAAGAUCUGAAACUGUUUUGUGAAACUGACAAGAAAUUGAUCUGUGUGAUUUGUCGAGAUUCCCGGGAACACAAAACUCACAACUUCCUGCCGAUAAAUGAAGCUGUUGAAAUCCACAAGAAUAAGCUGAAAUCUUCCUUAGAUUCUCUCACAGAGAAGAAAUCGGCGGCUCUCCAAACGGAACUGACCCAGAAACGGAAGAUUUCCGAAGUGAGGGUACAGGCGAGCAGUCUGCAGACCCACAUCACAUCCGAGUUCACUAAAAUGCACCAGAUUCUCACUGAGAAAGAGCAGCGUUUACUCAGAGAUCUCAGGGAAGAAGAGGAGAGGAUUGUAGAACCAAUGGAGAAAAACCUUCGAGAGAUUCAGGAGAAUUUAAAUUCUAUCGAGGAGGAACUCUCAAAGUUGCAGAAACAGAUGGAGCAGAAAGAUGAGCUGAUAUUUCUGAAGGAGGAAGCUUGUCAGAAGAGAAGGAUUAAUGAUGACGAGGAGAAACUCUCAGCUGCUGAUGGCUCUCUGUCUCGAGCACAGUUUACCAGCCCUUUACAGUACACAGUCUGGAGAGAAAUGAUACACACCAUUCAUCCAGCUCCAGCCUCUCUGACUCUGGAUCCGAACACAGCGCAUCCCCGGCUCAUCCUGUCUGAGGACCGGACCAGUGUGAGACUCGGAGACACAGAGCAGCCGCUCCCUGACUCCCCGGAGAGAUUUGAUUCCUGUCUCUGUGUCCUGGGAUCAGAGGGAUUCACAUCAGGGAGACAUUACUGGGAGGUGGAGGUGGGGGAGAAGACCUGGUGGAGUCUGGGAGUGGCCCGAGUGUCUGUGGAGAGGAAAGGGUGGACCAUGCCGAGCCCAGAGACUGGAUUCUGGAUUGUGAGGCUGUUACCCAACGAUGGUUAUUUUGCCUCCACUUCAUCCUCUCUGACUCCCCUCUCCCCGAGUGUGAAUCCCCGGAAGAUCGGGGUUUGCCUGGACUAUGAGGGUAGACAGGUGUCAUUUUACAAUGCGGACACCAUGUCCCAUCUCCACACUUUCACCCACACUUUCACUGAGAGGCUCUUUCCCAUCUUCAAUCCGGGAUGGAAUGACGACGGGAAAAACUCCGCCCCGCUGACAAUCUGCGGGAUUAAAGGGCACUGACAGAUCCAUCCCAUAAUUUCACCCCGUCCCCCUGCCUCCUGCCAGCUGUAAACUGAUGGGGGUCGGUCUCAGUCUGGGGGAAAGAAGGAGGGGGAGAAAAGAAACAAAUAGAAGCUCAAUUGUAGAGAGGGACUGACUGGGUAGAAUGAGCUGUGAGCUGCAGGAACCCGGGGACCUUCCUGCCUGUAAUGUUGCUCCACAGGCGGGAGGUGGCGCUACAUGACGGUGUUGGAGAUGAAUCAGUCAGUGGGUCUCAGACUGGGCUCAGGGGAGUCUUUCCAGGGGGGGACACCAAAUCAUUUCACUGCAGGGUCAGUGGGUUCUUUCAAGGGGGACUGGGCUGUAUCAAAAUAAAAUGACAGACUGGUCUUCUUUAGACUUUCACCAAUGCAUAUCCCACACAUGAUUUGAUAACAUUGAGAAACUGGUCUUGUUGUGCUCAGGUCUGUAAAUAUUGCCAAUGAUGUUACUGCUCUUUCAUAAAAUUGAACAAUUUGAAAACCUCAGAUUUGAAAGUGAUGGGUGAACCGAUCAUUUAUGUCAUGAUCAGAUAAUCGUCUGGAAUCUCACUGAAGAUGUUACCUCGUAUGGUUUCCAAACUUCUGAAAAUGAACCUUCUAGUUCACCGAGCAAACCUACAUCCAAUAUCUAACCACGUUUAAAACCCUUCAGUUGGUGCACACUGGAAUGUAGAUGUAGUCACAAUUGUCACUUAUCCCUGAGUUAUUGCUCUCUCAUCAUUAUCUGCAGUGAAAUAAUCCUUAAGUCACCCCAACGAAAAUAUCUUUGAUAAAAAUCAUACAGCACUC